This is a messenger RNA of Uloborus diversus, 1560 nucleotides long. It is a transcript of the gene Dhod, whose product is annotated as dihydroorotate dehydrogenase (quinone)-like. NCBI's taxonomy places the organism in Eukaryota, Metazoa, Arthropoda, Arachnida, Araneae, Uloboridae. Gene Ontology annotation, molecular function: dihydroorotate dehydrogenase activity. Gene Ontology annotation, biological process: 'de novo' pyrimidine nucleobase biosynthetic process; pyrimidine ribonucleotide biosynthetic process. The record is from RefSeq and is a predicted model, not a curated record. The transcript is spliced from 8 exons. The coding region runs from base 62 to 1225 and encodes 387 amino acids. Gene Ontology annotation, cellular component: cytoplasm; mitochondrial inner membrane.
AUUCCAUCAGCAAGAUUUCAUCAGUUUAAUCAGAAAGUUUCCAUGUAAACGGUUGUUCAAAAUGUCCAGAAGUCUUCUUUGGAAAAAAUUGAAAUCACUUGCCAUUCUUGCAAGUGGAGGUACAGCUACUUUCGUUGCUAUAAGUUUGUACCAAGGGAAUGAAGCCUUCUACUCCAAGACAGUCAUGCCUGCUAUACAUAGGGUUUGUUCUCCAGAAACUUCCCAAAAACUUGGUUUGUUUGCAGCAAAGUGGGCACUGAUACCAAAGUGCAAUGUUCAAGAGGAACCAGUAUUGAGGACUGUUUUGUGGAAUCUGGAAUUUCCAAACCCUAUUGGUAUUGCGGCUGGUUUAGAUAAGGAUGCUGAAGCUCCAUCAGGCCUCUUUAGGACUGGCAUAGGGUUUUUAGAAGUUGGAACUGUGACUCCUCUACCUCAGAGUGGCAAUCCAAAGCCCCGCAUAUUUCGUCUGCAUGAAGACCAAGCAAUCAUCAAUAGAUGUGGUUUCAAUAGCAAAGGUCACAAAUAUGUGAAAAAACACUUGGAAGUUAGAGAGAAGAGAGGUGUUCUUGGAGUAAACUUAGGAAAAAAUAAAGAUAGUGAAGAUGCAGCAGAUGAUUAUGUACAAGGCAUAAAUGAAUUUGCCCUUGUGGCAGAUUAUUAUACUGUAAAUGUUUCUAGUCCUAACACCCCCGGCUUGAGAUCUUUACAGGAAAAGCAAUCACUGGAAGUAUUGCUUGACAAAAUUCUUGAAGCUAGAGAAAUGAACAUAAAAAAACUACCCAUAUUGUUAAAAAUUUCUCCUGAUCUUUCAUAUGAAGAAAAGAAAGACAUAGCACAAGUAGUUAUGAGAAAAGGGAAGCGAAUUGAUGGAUUGGUAGUAUCAAACACUACUACAUCUAGACCAGAUUUUCUUCAGAGCGACAAUAAAAUGGAAUCUGGAGGAUUGAGUGGGAAACCGUUAAGAGACAUUAGUACCUCAGCAAUUAAAGAAAUGUAUCAUUUAACCAAAGGUGAGAUUCCAAUUGUUGGUGUUGGAGGCGUAUUUUCAGGGGAAGAUGCCUAUGAGAAAAUCAAAGCUGGAGCAUCUCUUAUUCAACUUUAUACAUCCCUAACCUAUGAAGGUCCUCCAAUCGUUGGUCGAAUAAAGCGAGAGCUGCAAGAACUGUUGAAAGCUGAUGGCUAUACUCACAUUAAAGAUGCAGUUGGAUCUUUGCACCACAGAUGAUAUUUGGAUUUUAGAUCUGAAAUUAGGAUUUAAUUAGAUAUAUUUAAAUAAUAUACUUGGUCAUUGAGAACACCUGUCUUAGGUAAAAAGAUUUGCUAUGGCAGUUUCUUGUUAAAAAUAGUGAUUGAAAAGUGAAAGCUGUCAGCAUGGGAAAGUGGAAAGAACAUGAAACAGCAUGGAUGUGGUUAGAAACAGCAGUCCACACCCUCACGUAUUAUAUAUGUAUUAUUUAUUGUGUUUUUCUUCAUUUUUUAAACUGUAACUCAUUAUUGAUUGAAUCUAUAAAUAUUCAAUUUUGUGUAAAAGUCUUUUUUUAAACGUAUAUGUUUUUAAUG